Molecule: messenger RNA, 3672 nt
Organism: Lodderomyces parapsilosis
Lineage: Eukaryota; Fungi; Ascomycota; Pichiomycetes; Serinales; Debaryomycetaceae
Exons: 1
Coding region: 1-3672 (1223 amino acids)
Source: RefSeq, a predicted model, not a curated record
AUGGUGUUGUACAAACGAAAACAAGUACCAUUUGUACCUCCUCCACCUACUCCUACUGACCCAAACACUCAAGUAUGGUUUAUCCCAAACACCAAGGAAUGGUUUCUCACUUAUGAGGAGUUUCUUGAACGUAUGGAUUUCUACAACAAAAGGAAAUUUGUUUGUGAAAUUACUGGUAACUCGUGUCUCACGUAUUUUGAAGCAUUACAAAGUGAAGCCAAUGAACGUAAGGAAGUUGAUCGCAAUUUCCCUGAAAAUCUACGUGAACAUAUUCUACGAUACUUGCAAUUUAAUCAGAUAUCUCGUUUGGAUCAAUUGAUUGACAAAGUUUAUCUGACUUUUAAAAAUGACUAUUUCCCUGGUGAAGUGAUUUUUUUAAAAGGUUUGGAUCCUAAUAAUCAAACUCUUAAAUCACGUGGAGUCAUUCGAGAAAAAGUUCAGUAUGCUGAAGAACCUACCAAAUAUCUUGUUAUACGAUCACAUGACAAGCAUCAAGCUAUAGUCACGGGUGACAAUAUUGUUCGUGAUAGAAAUCAUUUCACCAAAUGGUUAAUCAAGACGUUUAUCAAGUUAACAAUGUCAAGAUCACACAAGGUUGGUGCUCCAUGGGUGGUUAAAGCAGCUUAUGCAAAGCAAUACGGUAUUCCAACAACAUACCCGGAACAUUUACGUCAGUAUAUUAGCUCAACUCCAACUGGUGAACCUACUUAUAUUCAACCAAAGAGGAGGAAAACGGAAAUAGAUACAAGACAAGAGAUCAAAAUUAAACCAAAAAUAUUCACACCAUCAACUCCCAAUGAUGCUGAACCAACAAGAUCAGCCUCUCCAAGUGGUAUUCUUGAACGGAAAAAACUGAAACUAAAAGAAGAGGUUAAACGAAGCUCUCCUUCAGUGGAUACAUUGCCAUUUAGAAAGAAAUUCCCUGUUCAUCAUGUACCUGUUGUUGUUUUGAAUGAGUUGGAAAAUGCAGAAGCAACUGGAAAUGAACAUACAAAAGCCAUGUUUCAACAACCUACAAAAAAGACAAUUGUUGAUGAUUUAACAAUCAAGUUUGAUAUUCAAAAUGUAAAACCAAAACCAAAAGUGUUAACAGUGGAGAUGCAUCAUGAGGAUAAUGAAAUGAUGGACGAUAAUGCAGAAGAGUCUCCCACCAAGGAAGCACAUACGAUUCCAUUAAAAGCUGUUCAAGAAGCACUUCAAGUGUGGGUAUUUAUGAAUGUGUAUCACAAUGUAUUAAACAUUGACACUUUUACAUUUGACGAUUUCAUCACUUCAUUGAAUUACAAUCUAAACACGCCAAAAUUGAGAUCAACCAUGGUGGAUGAGAUAUAUUGUGCGUUGUUGUGCAAAAUAGUAUCCAAUGAGGUGCCAAGUGCAAAAAAUGCCAAAGAAGCAGACUCUAAUGAUACAAUAUACGGAUUGAACAUUACGAUACCGCAAGAACUCGAAGAAGACAUUGUGGAGGAUGAUGAAGACGAUGAAGAGGAGAAAGAGGAGGAGAAGGAGGGGGAGAAAGGGGAGAAUGAGAUUGAGGUCAAAGUCAAGAAAGAAAAGGAUGUUUCAGAAGAUGAGGCGAACGGAGAUAGAGGCUCCGAUAGUGAAACCGAGCACAAGCCACUUAAAGUUGAGGAUGAGCAAAGCGAUGUUGAAAAUGAAGGCAACGGAUCAAUAAAGAAGGAGAACCGUGAAUCAGAGGAACCCGGAGCUAAUGAAGAGCAAGAGGAAGAAAUUAAUCAUUCUGCCUACGAGUAUCUCAAUUAUAGAGGUACUGCGUGGCAUGACAGAUUGAGAAAACGCAACUUUAAAGAUGGGAACUGGCAAAUCAUUCUAGUCGGUGUAUUAUCACUAGUUGAGCAUGUACCUAAGUAUCAUCAUGUCGUGCAAAUGAUUUUCGAAUCCUUGGCACCCGCAGGUGGACCGGUUUCUGCUUCUGCCUUGAGGACAAACUUUUAUGAACAUCUUGAUAUUAACUUGAAGCUUUAUGCUUUGUGUAUAUUGACUGAUUUACUCGUGACUAGUCCGUUAGUGAGAAACUAUAUUGAAGAGAGUUUGGAACAGCAGACAAGUUUAAGACGCACAAGAUUGGAAAAUAUUAAAGAACACAAGACCAACAUGGAAGUUGCCAUUAAAGCACAACAAUACAUUGUUGAUGCUUUACCACCAAGUGUUGACUCGUCUCAAGAACUCAAAGAUGAGCAAAGAGCCGAGACACCGGCGUCAACUACUACAGCCAAUGGUCAACUAGGUAAGCAAUUGCCACUUGGCUUGGAUUUACAAAAAUGUAUUGAGAUGUCAGAAAGAGAACGCGAGUAUGCAUCUGCUCAUUCUGAAUUUGCUGAACAAUGUGAACUCCGAAAAGCAGCCUUGUUAAAACUCAACGAAAUCAAAGAGAAUAAAAAAAUUCUAGAGCAAAAGUUGAAUGAGUUUGAUUGUCAAAGAAUUAAGCUUUUGGGUAAAGAUCGAUUGUUUAAUCGUUAUUGGUGGUUUGAAAACAAUGGAAUGCCUACUUUGCAUAAAGGGUCUGCAAAUGAGGAUGACGAAGACGAUGAAGACGAAGGUGAAAAGAAGGCAGUUGAUGAAGAUGAUGAGCAGGAUGAGGAAAAUGGCGACAUUCAUGAUGAGACAUAUCUCAUGGGUAGAUUAUGGGUGCAAGGACCAUGUAACACUGAUAUCGUUAGCAAUUUUAAAAGGGAAGUUGGAGAAUUUAGACAGCUUGUUGAAUCAAUGAGUAAAGACAGUGCCAUUGUGAACGAAAGUGAGACUAUCGACGACUCAAUCAAAAUAGACCCCAACGAUGAGCCCGCGAAUGAUCAAACCAAAGCAGAAGCUGAUACAUCCGAAGAAGGAACCAAGAAAAAGAAUCAAAUCAAGCAAAUGAAUUUCAUACACUUGUCACCUGCAUUGAAACAAUCAGUUGAACAACUUUACCAAUUAAAGUUCACCGAUAACGAAAUUCAUUCCACUAAUGGCAAACUUCUUGUUGAUCAAGAAGGGUCAUUACAAGUACCACUUGACGAGAUUAGUCAUAUUCAGCGCAAAUUUAUUGAAGAGUACCAUGCCCCAAUCUUGAACAGUUCAUCAUGGAGAUAUUAUGAUGAACCAGAAGAUAUCAAUAAACUAAUGUCGUGGUUAAAUCCAUGGGGUAGGCGAGAAUCAGCGUUGCGUAAAGAACUUUUAUUAGUGAAAGAUGCAAUCACUUCAAGUAUGGAAGCUAGACAAAAGGCACUUUACCUCAAUGGUAACCCAACACCUGAGGAACAAACAUUACUGGAUGAUAUCAAAAAAUUGCAAAAUAAAUUAGUGGCCAUUCAACAAGGACGUGAAUUUGAACGUGAAAAAGAGAAUUUGGAAUCCGGUGAUAAUGAUUCCAUGGAUUUGGAUACUGAUGACUCACUCUCCAUUGGAUCAAAAAGAAGGUCAAGGUCACGAAGAGCAGCUAGUCCCCAAGUCCGCAAAAAACCAAGAUUGAACACAGUUGAAGAUGUGGUUCAACACGGUGAUGUACAAGAUAUCAAAAACAAGAUUAAUGAAUUGAAUCAAGAGGUUGUUGAAAGUAGACGAGAGGUUAAAGUUAGUCGAGUUUGUGAAUGGGUUAAUUCAAAGGCUUUAGAUCUGUUUGGUAAAUCCAUAUUCGAAGGUGGUGAUAGAGCAAAGAAAUCAAAACGUAAGUAG